Amphibalanus amphitrite is the source of this 1577-nucleotide messenger RNA. Its product is annotated as methyl farnesoate epoxidase-like. The transcript has 2 exons. NCBI's taxonomy places the organism in Eukaryota, Metazoa, Arthropoda, Thecostraca, Balanomorpha, Balanidae. The record is from RefSeq and is a predicted model, not a curated record. Gene Ontology annotation, biological process: xenobiotic metabolic process. Gene Ontology annotation, molecular function: iron ion binding; heme binding; oxidoreductase activity, acting on paired donors, with incorporation or reduction of molecular oxygen, reduced flavin or flavoprotein as one donor, and incorporation of one atom of oxygen. Bases 50 to 1543 code for a protein of 497 amino acids. Gene Ontology annotation, cellular component: cytoplasm; intracellular membrane-bounded organelle.
GAGGGGCGCCGAACCAGUUCGGCUGUGGUGUAGGUCACGGGCGCCAGUCAUGUGGCUCCCGCUCGUCGCGCUCCUGUUCCUGCUCCUGCUGCUCCUGGUGUGGAUCAGGAGGCCGUACCGACCCGACCGAUUUCCACCAGGCCCGCCAACAUUCCUGAUUUUCGGCAACAUCGAGUUCAUCAAUGAGACCCGGAAGGGCGUCUUCAGACCGCUGAUCGCCAAAUGUCGGAAGGAAUUCGGCGACAUCAUCGGCAUCAUCAUGCCGACCGGACAGCGGGCGGUGCACCUGCUCGACUUCGAUCUCAUCAAGGAGGCGACCGCGAUGCCCGAGUUCUCCGGCAGACCUUCGCUGUUCACCUCACUGGUGCGCAGCUUUCAGCAAAAGCUGGGCAUCAUCUUCAACGAGGGACCUACCUGGAAGGAGCACCGCCGGUUCUCGCUAAGACAUCUGAGAGACCUCGGCUUUGGCAAACAGUCGAUGGAGGGUGUGGUUCUGGAUGAAUUCGAAAGUCUCGCCAAAGAGAUGGAACAAAACAUCGACUCGCCGUUGACAAUCCACAACGACUUCUUCAACAUCACGGUCCUCAACGUCGUCUGGCAGAUGGUGGCCAGCAUGAGGGUGGAUCGAAACAGCCCCGAGGCGAAGCAGAUGCUACACAGCGUGAGCGAGUUCUUCCGGGUGGUGGGCCCGCGCAGCCCGAUGAACAUCACGCCGUGGCUGCGGCACUUCUUCCCCGAGUGGAGCGGGUACGCGCCGCUGAUCCGCCAUCGCGAGACCACCAUCGGCAUCUUCGACAAGAUCAUCGCCGAGCACCGGCAGACCCUGGACCGCUCCAGUCCUCGCGACUUCAUCGACCAAUUCCUCAUCGAGAUGGAGUCGGAGGACGCAGAGGCGCGUCAGUUCACCGAGCGAAACCUGGUCAUCGUCAGCAUGGACUUCUUCGUGGCCGGAAUGGAGACGUCGGCGACGAUGCUGCACUGGUCCGUCCUGCUGAUGGUGAUGUACCCGGACGUGCAGACGCGCGUGCAGCAGGAGCUGGACGCUGCGCUGGGCGGCCGGCUGCCCUCCUACAGCGACCGGCCGCGCCUGCCGUACACGGAGGCCACGCUGAUGGAGGUCAGUCGGCGGUGCACCAUCACACCACAGGGCGUGCCCCACAGCACCACCUGCGACACCACGCUGGCCGGCUACACCAUCCCCAAGGACACCUUCGUCUACAUGCACCUGCAGGAGAUCCACAUGGACCCCGAGUACUGGGGAGACCCGGAGGCCUUCCGACCGGAGAGAUUCCUGACGGCCGACGGCGCAGUGCGACACGACGAGCGUCUGAUUCCGUUCGGUGUCGGCAAGAGGUUCUGUCUCGGCGAGACGCUGGCGCGGAUGGAGACGUUCAUUUUGUUCGCGGGUCUGAUGCAGCGGUUCCGGUUCGCCGCCGUCCCCGGGCAGAAUCUGUCGCUCGACACCAAGUUUGGCGUGGUCCAGACACCGAUGAAGUACAGUGUGACCUACAGCAAGCGGGAUGGCUCACAGCAAACACAAUAAACUGGAGGACAACACGCCCAAAGGCACAACGCGA